Galendromus occidentalis (western predatory mite) is the source of this 923-nucleotide messenger RNA. RefSeq lists its product as uncharacterized. Lineage: Eukaryota; Metazoa; Arthropoda; Arachnida; Mesostigmata; Phytoseiidae. The coding region runs from base 192 to 923 and encodes 243 amino acids. The transcript is spliced from 6 exons. The record is from RefSeq and is a predicted model, not a curated record.
GAGCGAUCUCGGCGGUUUGGCUGUGGCUCGGAACUUCGUGAACUUAGGAGCUCGCACUGCCUGCUACAUCAAUUUGUGCUUCGAGAACCACUUCGUGUGUACAGCUCUGGAAUUGCCGCCCCGCGGGGGAUCGGAGAGCGCGUUUAUGAUUGCGGCGUGAGCGCGACGGCUGCGGAGGAAUCUUCCCCGUAAUGGCUCGUUUUGCGGUACUUCUAACGGCUGCAGCAAACGUCUUCACAGUGUUCGGUUGCAAGUAUGACCGCAUUGCGAAAUGCACACAGCCCGUGCGGCACGAAUUGUCAGACGAGCGACUGAGUCUCGCGGCCAAUCUCGAGGAUCUCAAACUCUACUGCGACCGUAUGGAACGAGCUCACAGAUGCAUCGAAAUCGAGAUCGAUGUCUGCCCGCGCCAACUCAAAGAUUCCUAUAGACGUGCGAUGAACGCGGAAAAAUUCGUCAUGGAGGACGUUUGCAAAUCAGGCGAUGCUCAGAAAGAAUACUUGAAAUACGCACCUUGUUUCCGGGCGAUGCUGAUGGAAGGGGGAUCCUGUCACGUGGCUUACUCUCACCUAAUGGAUGUGACCGUGGCCUUGAAUCCAUCACAACCAAGCGGCGAUGUCAACCCCGAGCUCAACCAAGUUCUCCAUCGUCAUGUCAUAGCGAAUGUUUGUUGCGCUUACCACGCACUCCACGCGUGCUACAUGGCAAAUACGGCGAGAGAUUGUGGCGCUGAAGCUCUCCAGACCUCGCUUAGAUCCCUAGACAAACUCAAUGGAGGAAUGGAGCAAAGCUGUUCAACGGUGAAGCCAUCGUGUGCGGGAUACGUUGUGACUUCGGCCGCCUCACCGCUCGGCGGAGAGAGCAUACUCCGCGCUAUAGUCAAGGCUGUGCAAGGUGUGGGAACCCUCAUCCUCAGAAUAUAA